AUGAGUGAGGCAACCUCCGUUUCCGAGGCAGAGGCGACCCUCUUCGGCCGCAAUGUGUAUGUUUUUGACCCGAGUAUGCCGAUGGGCGAGAUCCAGGCCAAGGCAACAUCCAUCUUCAAGCAGAUGGAAGCCAACGAGUUUGGGGGCGAGCGCUACGCACUUCUCUUCAAGCCAGGAACCUACAACGUCACAUUCGACGUAGGCUUCUACACGCAAGUCGCGGGAUUGGGCCAGAACCCAGACGACGUGCUGAUCAGUGGCGGGGUCAAUGUACCGGCCGACUGGAUGCCGAACAAGAACGCGACAUGCAACUUCUGGCGAUCGUUCGAGAACUUCGCCAUCAACGCAUGCGGUCCCAGAGGCGAAACCACGGUCAUAGCUGUGUCGCAGGCUGCGCCUCUUCGCCGGAUGCACAUACGAAGUCCAGGAGGUCUUUGGCUGUUCGAGGUGGAUAUGAGCACUGGAGCUGGAGGCUGGGCUUCGGGCGGCUUCAUGGCCGACUCGGUUGUUGACCACCAAGUGCUACCUGGAUCGCAGCAGCAGUGGCUAUCGCGAAACAACAAGUAUGGAUCAUGGGCCAAUGGCGUCUGGAACAUGGUAUUCGUGGGCGAUGUGAACGCACCGAGCCAGGCGAAUUUUCCGAAAGACGCCUACACCACCGUCGAUCGUACACCCAUCAUCCGCGAGAAACCCUACCUUUACUUCAAUCAAGGCCAGUAUGAAGUAUUUGUACCAGCCCUGCAGAAGGAUACGCAAGGACCCAGCUGGAGCAACGGAUCCCCAACGCCCGGCAAGUCCAUCUCGAUUGACCAGUUCUACAUAGCUCAGGCACCCACAGCGACUGCGGCGAACAUAAACGAUGCAUUGGCCUCUGGCAAGCACGUGCUCUUCACCCCAGGUAUCUACGAGCUGGACAACGCCCUCCGCAUCGCCAAUGCUGACACCAUAAUACUCGGUUUGGGCACGCCCUCACUGAUUCCCACGACUGGACAGCCGGCUCUCUGUGUAGCAGAUGUGGACGGUGUAUCGAUCGCGGGCCUCAUUAUAGACGCAGGCGGAGUCAAGUCACCCUCACUCAUCGAGGUGGGACCCUCAGGCAGUUCGGCAAGUCAUGCCUCCAACCCGACAUUCCUAUUCGAUUUGACUGUUCGUACCGCGGGUCGCAACACCAACGAUGUUGGUAUUAUGAUCAACAGCCACGACGUUGUAGGUGAUCAGCUGUGGCUGUGGCGCGCAGACCACGGCAAUGGCGCUGCGUGGGAUACCAACCGCACCAAGAACGGUGUGGUGAUCAAUGGAGACAACGUCACGAUGUACGGUCUGUUCAACGAGCACCACCAAGAGUACCAGACGCUCUGGAACGGCGAGAGCGGUCGUCUCUACAUGUACCAAUCCGAGAUCCCAUACGACCCUCCGGAUCAGGGCUCGUGGAAGAACGGCGAUACCAACGGAUUCGCCUCGUACAAGGUAGCCGAUACUGUCAAGAGACAUGAAGCCUGGGGCCUCGGUAUCUACUGUUACUUCCGCGAUUCUCCCACGGAGCUCGAGAACGCCAUUGAAGUUCCCAAGAUCGAGGGCGUGAAGUUGCACCAUCUGACGACGGUAUGGUUGACAGGAGUCGCCGGUAGCGAGAUCACUCACAUUGUCAACGGCACUGGUGACCGCGUCCAUGCAAGCCAACCCGAGUCGGCAAUGCGACAGACGAUGAAGGGGUUCUCGGCUUCUCCUGCUUGA
Messenger RNA from Anthostomella pinea, 1734 nucleotides. The record is from the annotation of a GenBank genome assembly. Lineage: Eukaryota; Fungi; Ascomycota; Sordariomycetes; Xylariales; Xylariaceae.